AUGACGAACGAACAAGAGCAGGGCAGCAACGGCAGUACAGCCUCGAAGGUUUUACGACCGUUGAGAGCGGUGCUCAAUGAACUUGGCCUUGUGACGUUGUUCCAUGCCUCGACAGAUACCAAGAUUCUCAUCCUCCAGCGUUUCGUCCGUCUCUUUGCCUACGGUGGCUCGACGUUGAUUCUGGCUUCAUAUCUUUCGGAUCUAGGAAUCGCCGAUGCUAGAAUCGGGUUGUUUAUGACGCUGACAUUGAUUGGCGAUGUGUUCAUCAGCUUCCUAUUGACACUCGUGGCCGACCAACUUGGCCGUCGUUGGAUUCUUGUGCUGGGAGCUGCGUUGAUGAGUGUGGCUGGCAUAGUAUUUGGCCUCAGCGGGAACUACUGGGUGCUACUUGCAGGAGCCAUCAUUGGGGUCAUUAGCCCAAGUGGGAAUGAAAUUGGACCAUUUCGGGCGGUCGAGGAGUCAACACUUGCGCAUCUUACGGCCAGUGCGGACCGCAGCGACAUCUAUGCUUGGUAUUCUCUUAUAGGCACAGCCGGCACCGCUUUGGGAUUCGUUAGCUGCGGAUGGAUCAUCACCUUCCUUCGAGACGAGAAGCAUUUCAGUUCGAUCAAAGCUUAUCGAGUCAUCUACUUGAUCUAUACUAUCGUCGGGCUGAUCAAGCUUUGCCUGGCCCUUCUAUUGAGCAAGGAGUGUGAAGUCAAUACUCAGCCAAAAGCUGCAAACCCCAGCGAAACCUCGCCGCUUCUCGGAGACAGCGGCGCGGCAGCCCAAAAGAAGAAGAAGCGCUGGAAUCUCCUCCCGGACAUCAGCAAGGAGAGCAAGGUCGUGCUGAUUCAGCUGUGCAUUCUCUUUGCCUUCGAUAAUUUUGCCUCAGGCCUGGCUCCAGUUUCCUGGGUAACCUUCUACUUCAAACGAAGAUUCAAUCUGUCGGAAGGAAAUCUUGGCUCGAUAUUCUCAGUAACGGGAGUAAUUUCCGCUCUGUCGAUGCUUGUAGCAUCGUCCAUAUCGAAGAGGAUCGGAAACGUCAAGACCAUGGUGUUCACGCAUCUGCCUUCCGCUAUAUGUUUGGCUCUGAUCCCAAUUCCUUCUACGUUGGCAGGUGCACUUGUCUUCCUCAUAGGUCGUUCUUGCACACAAGUCAUGGACGUGGCUCCACGUUCGGCUUUCCUGGCCGCCAUAGUACUGCCACAUGAGCGCACGGCUGUUAUGGGCACGAUCAACGUUGUCAAAACUUGUGCCCAAAGCUUGGGUCCUGUCAUCACUGGCGUUCUUGGCACUAAGAAUCAUUUUUGGGUGGCAUUCGUUGCCGCUGGAUCUCUCAAGGCUACUUACGAUUUAGGAUUGCUCGCACUGUUCGCAGAGAGAAAGAGCCGUGAAAAUAAGGUGGCUCAGCCGAGCGACGAAGAGCAGCAGGACAACAAUGGAGGCAACUCGACAUCAUAG
This is a messenger RNA of Exophiala spinifera, 1443 nucleotides long. RefSeq lists its product as uncharacterized. Lineage: Eukaryota; Fungi; Ascomycota; Eurotiomycetes; Chaetothyriales; Herpotrichiellaceae. The coding region runs from base 1 to 1443 and encodes 480 amino acids. Gene Ontology annotation, biological process: transmembrane transport. The transcript has 4 exons. Gene Ontology annotation, cellular component: fungal-type vacuole membrane. The record is from RefSeq and is a predicted model, not a curated record. Gene Ontology annotation, molecular function: transmembrane transporter activity.